AGGGUGAGGGCCGCUGCGGGAUGAAGGGAGAGGGCAGCUCCCCGGAGGGCCACCGUCGGGGCGGGGGAGGCCCUGGGGGCGGGUCAGGGAGCGGUAAGCCCCGGCGAGCCAGGACCGCCUUCACCUACGAGCAGCUGGUGUCCCUGGAGAACAAAUUCAAGCAAACGAGAUACCUGAGUGUGUGUGAGAGACUCAACCUGGCCCUGGCGCUCAACCUGACGGAGACGCAGGUGAAGAUCUGGUUCCAGAAUCGUCGAACCAAGUGGAAGAAGCAGAACCCCGGAUGUGACGUCAACACGCCCACACAGCCGCCAAGCCCGCCCAUCUCUUACCACGGGGGACUGUUACCGCCCCCACCCCCGCCCUUACUCUGCCCCGCCCCUCUCUCUUACCGCGGCCCUCUGCCCCCCCACACCCCCCUCGCUGCCCUUUACCUCCACCACCUCGCUCGCUGACCCCCUUAACUCUCCUUCCUUCCCCCUGACCUCCCCUUAACUAGUCCGAGACAACCCCUGAUCCCAUCCCUAUGUCCUGACUUUACUUUGUCGCCCCACUGAGUUUGACCUCUCGUAUCACACUACCUCUUACCAGCUGACCUCCGCCCUCUUACCAGCUGACCUCCGCCCUCCCACCAGCUGACCCCUGACCUGUGUGACCUCCACUCUACCUCCACAUACUCGACCUAUAUCACCCCUAUCGUUCCUAUGGUUCACUACACAUAAGCUUAAUACAUGCAUUGGUCAAAUACAUUUUAUGCAUUCUUUAAAUAUGUAUAAUGUAUACACACACCCAUCCAUGAAUAUAAUAGACACCAUUUACAGGUAAAACAUACAUAUUUCACAAAGAUAUGUUUACACAGCCCAACACAUGUAACAUAACCAAUAAAAGGCGCAUAUACAGUACAGUUUAUAAGUUUAUACCAGUAUGUAUCUUAUAAAGUUAGGUUGUAUAUACGCGCACACUAAACGGGGACAAUUACCGAUGAAGCCUUAAAAAUCAACAGAAGGUUUGGCCGAAUAAGGAUAAAUUAUUGUGUUUAUGUUAUAACUCAAUGGAAAUUAAUUCUUUUAUGGUAAAAUUUCUCUGGUUCAUUUGAGGCGUUGUUUACCAUAGGAGCCAAAUCAUAGUUAAUGUGGGUUAAUUAAGGAAGGCUAGGUUAGGUGAGGUGAAGUGAGGUUAGGUUACGUUAGGUUUUGUAUUAAACUAUUCAUUUAUAUAUAUUUUUAUGGUCUACAUGAUCGUUUUUGGCCAGUCAGUAGUCCUCCCCCCCUCAAAAAAAGAGAAGGGCACAGAAGUUAUGGAUAAACGAUAAUUGACCUUAUUUAGCGUAACACACACACAUACACGCACACACGCACACACACACGCACACGCACACACACACACACGCACACACACACACACACACACACUCGAAAGACUAAAAAGAUGUAAACAUAUCAACCUUAUCACUACUAAACACACUUAUUAAAGAGAAAUUUAUAUAGACAAAAAUAUAUAUAAAUAAAUAAAUAUAUAUGUAUAUAUAUAAAUGGCGACGAGUUGUGUAAUGUAUAUUGUGUACAAAGUAAGUUAAGUAAUGGCUUCCUGA
Homarus americanus (American lobster) is the source of this 1591-nucleotide messenger RNA. Its product is annotated as homeobox protein ceh-1-like. Gene Ontology annotation, cellular component: nucleus. NCBI's taxonomy places the organism in Eukaryota, Metazoa, Arthropoda, Malacostraca, Decapoda, Nephropidae. Gene Ontology annotation, molecular function: RNA polymerase II cis-regulatory region sequence-specific DNA binding; DNA-binding transcription factor activity, RNA polymerase II-specific. The record is from RefSeq and is a predicted model, not a curated record. The coding region runs from base 21 to 455 and encodes 144 amino acids. The transcript has a single exon. Gene Ontology annotation, biological process: regulation of transcription by RNA polymerase II; cell differentiation.